AUGAAUUUGACAAUUAAUGUUGGCACCAAUCUUUUAUAUGGUGAAUUUCCAGAGCACUACAGAUGGGAUGCAAGUACAAAGGAAUGGAAAGGCAGGAAAAAUACACUAACUGUUGUUGGGAGGAUAUUGUUUGUCUUACCUGCUGAAGAAGACGAUGAUGCUGCAUCAAUUUGCCUGGCUGAAGCUGCAGAGGUACAGUUACCAGGUGCUUUUAGACGACUAUUUACAACAGUUCUGAUAUUUUGUCAACCGAGCGAUCCAUCUGCUUUAUGGGGAAAAUAUUACACAUCGUUGUUAGAAGACUUCAGGUAUCAAUUCAAGGAUUGUACCGGAAAAAUAAAACAGCUUACUGUCAGUUUGUUAGAACAACACCUUGAAUCAAUGGGUAAAUCACUGAAAACUUUUGGGCUAGAUCAUCUAAGUUAUAAUGUCAGUGAUGAGUUUAGAAAAACGAGAGAUAUAGCAGAUGCUUUAAAUACAGCUAUUCCUGAAGAAUUCAUUAAUUCAAAAGAACGUUUGAAUGCAGCUCAAUUGAAAGCAUUUAAUUGCAUAAUGAAACACGUCAAUGAGGGAAAAGGAGGUGCUUUUUUAUUGAUGGACCAGAAAAUCAGCGAGCUCGUGCCUGCAUUUUGUUCGUUUUUGUUAUCUUAUGGCAAAAGUGAAUUACAAACAAAUGAGUGUGGUUAUGUGCAACUGCCUGAUGGAAUGAUUCGACAUUUGGAUAUGGAAAAGGAUCCCAUUUUGGAGAUUAUAAAAGCAACAUUUCCAGAAGUUGAGAAAGAAACAAGUACAUCAGAUAUCUUUGCAGAUAGGGAAAUUUUAACUCCGAUGAAUGACGAUGCGGAUAUGGUGAAUUCAGUUUUGAUUGACCAGUUUCCAGGAGAAAAAGUAGUUUAUAAAAGUUUUGAUGUAAUGCUCAAUGAUACAUGCAGUAUCUAUCCGAUGGAGUUUAUAAAUAAACUUUGCCUAGGGGGGAUGAGUCCCCAUGAGCUUGUCCUUAAAAAGGAUUGUCCAGUGAUUUUGUUACGCAAUAUAAUGCCUUCUGAAGGGCUCUGUAAUGGUACGAGAUUGAUUUGUAAGACUUUUAUGCCCAACAUUAUUGUCUGUGAAAUUUCUGUUGGACAAUGCAAAGGUAAAACUGAUUUUGUGCAUCGAGCAACUUUACGCCCUGCAGCAAAUAGCAGGUAUCCAUUUACUUUUGAAAGGAAACAAUUUCCAAUUAAAUUAUGUUUUGCCAUGACGAUUAAUAAAUCACAAGGGUAG
This is a messenger RNA of Chenopodium quinoa (quinoa), 1263 nucleotides long. RefSeq lists its product as uncharacterized. NCBI's taxonomy places the organism in Eukaryota, Viridiplantae, Streptophyta, Magnoliopsida, Caryophyllales, Amaranthaceae. The record is from RefSeq and is a predicted model, not a curated record. Bases 1 to 1263 code for a protein of 420 amino acids. The transcript has 3 exons.